This is a messenger RNA of Argentina anserina (silverweed cinquefoil), 1232 nucleotides long. RefSeq lists its product as uncharacterized. Gene Ontology annotation, biological process: regulation of DNA-templated transcription. The transcript has a single exon. Gene Ontology annotation, molecular function: DNA-binding transcription factor activity; DNA binding. The record is from RefSeq and is a predicted model, not a curated record. Lineage: Eukaryota; Viridiplantae; Streptophyta; Magnoliopsida; Rosales; Rosaceae. Bases 8 to 979 code for a protein of 323 amino acids.
CAGUACCAUGGGAGCUGUACGAGCUGAAAACGAUGGUGUCCGCCGCGGCCGGAGGAAGUCAUCAUCGAGAGGGCACUAUAGGUUUGUGGGAGUGAGGCAGAGGCCGUCGGGAAGAUGGGUGGCGGAGAUCAAAGACUCAUUGCAAAAGGUCAGGCUUUGGCUUGGGACUUUCGACACUGCUGAGGAUGCUGCAAGGGCUUAUGAUGAGGCCGCGCGGACCUUGCGCGGCCCAAAUGCCCGCACUAACUUUGAACUGUCUCAAUCCAAUGGUGCGGGCGUCGGAGGUUCCGGGAUGGAAGAUGUUGAACCGUUUUCGUUUGAGACUGAUUGUGACAAUGGAGCUGAAGCAGAUGGCUUGCUUGGUGCCCUAAGAGCUAAGUUGCAGCUUACUGAUGGCAAGGGACUUGGUCUAGUGCAUGAAAAGAUUGAACCGUCUCCAAGGGUUGCGCCACGUGGCGGUGGGGUUGGAUUUGCUAACCAUCCUAUUCAGCAGGGUUUAUAUACGGCUGAGUCUUCGAAACAGAAAAGUAUUACUCAAGAUCAUCAGUGUAUUCAACUUCUCUCUCAGGACCGUAUGUUUGAUGACCGUGAUCAGACGCAGGCGGCUCCUGCCGGUAACGCUGCGUCAAACACGGGCCUGGGGUGGACCAAUGAAUCUCCAGCAUAUGAAGCGACUUGGUGCAACACACUACCUAUGCCUACAUGGCCAGUAACAACUGAUCAGUCGACCAUUGUGAAUAUGCUAUAUACAGAUCAGUGUCCGAUGGAAAUGGCAACAACAAGUAGAGAUCAUGGGAAAGUCACUGCGAUAAGCGUGACGCAGCAGCUGUCACAGAUUGAAGGAGCCAUGGGAGGUGGUGCUUGGCCUGCAGAGCAGCAGUACUUGCAGUUUGAAAACAAUUGGGCGGCUUCAGCUGCUAAUGGAAUUUGGGAAUCCCAAGGUCUAUUCUAUCAGGCCUCUGUUUCUGGAGUGAUGUGAUAUAAACUAAAUUAGUGUAUGAGUACUUAUACUUGAUCAUCUCUGUGCUAUUCUUUCUGGUUCUUUCGUUUUUUGACCUUAGCUCAUCAAAUGCUAAUCAUUCUUUAGUGUGCGCUACCAAAUAAGUUAAAUAUCCCAUUGUUUGUGUCCUGCAGCAGUGAAUGAUCAUAAGAAGCGCGCGAAAAAUAUAUAUAGCUUCUUAUGAUCGACGCAUGUAACAUGUAAUAAUCUUUUUCUUUCUUCUGGUCAAAUU